AUCAUGGCUGAGCGGGGCUAGCAUUCACGGUCAACAUUUUUUAACUUUUGUGAAAAAGAAAAACAGCUUGGACACAAGUCUGAAGUGUGGUCUCUAGAGAGGAAACCCACUGAGCGCGACUUAAUGCAGCUCACUGGGGCUGACAGUACCUCUGUCCGCGCGUAAGCUAUUUUGGCAUUUGUGCGUCUUUUUGGCUGACGGCAUAAAUAUAGAGAAAGCCGGUAUUUUUAGUCUUCAACUCCUUCAGACACUCACCCGUGUCCAUAAUGGUCAGAAGGAUGAGUAUUCACUCGGCCCUCUUACCAAUACUGGUGUUGGAACUUAUGACAAGCUCAGUGCGCUGUGCUCCGCUGCCCGGCAGGCAGAGCGGCCCCGUGGAGCGACACUGGGAGACACUCUACUCUCGUUCCUUAGCUCGAAUCCCUGGGGAAAAGAGAGAUAUCAGUCGGGACAGUGAUUAUCUCACGGGCAUUAAAAGACUGCGGCGUCUCUACUGCAAUGUUGGCAUUGGGUUUCAUCUCCAAGUAUUACCGGACGGUAAAAUUACCGGCGUGCACAACGAAAACCGCUACAGUCUUCUUGAGAUAUCUCCGGUGGAGAGGGGAGUUGUGACACUGUUUGGCGUCCGGAGCAGGCUAUUCGUGGCAAUGAACAGCAAAGGAAAGCUUCACGGAUCUGCGCAGUUCACGAGCGAGUGCAAAUUCAAAGAAAAGCUCCUUGCAAACAAUUACAACGCGUACGAAUCGAUGGCACAUCCUGGGAUGUACAUUGGACUGAGCAAGACUGGCAAAACAAAAAAAGGAAAUCGAGUAUCAACGGCCAUGACGGUGACACAUUUCUUGCCUAGAAUUUGAGCUCAUUUGGAGGGGCGCAAAUCUCAGAGCGAGCUGGGGAAACUCCGGGACGAUGCACUUCCUACAGAAGUUACAUAUGAGGUUGUGUGUAUCGUGUCAUGUAUGUAUAUAUUAGACUAUUUAUAACUGUUGUUUUUUAUUUCAACGUCCUCUUCACCGAGAUGGAAAAAACAAUUUAUUUAUUUGUUAUUAAGUUAUCCUCGUUGCUGCUACCACGUGUUUCUAUAAAAGUGAAA
Molecule: messenger RNA, 1090 nt
Organism: Triplophysa rosa
Lineage: Eukaryota; Metazoa; Chordata; Actinopteri; Cypriniformes; Nemacheilidae
Gene: fgf4
Product: fibroblast growth factor 4
Exons: 3
Coding region: 267-854 (195 amino acids)
Biological process (GO): animal organ morphogenesis; positive regulation of cell population proliferation; cell differentiation
Cellular component (GO): cytoplasm
Molecular function (GO): fibroblast growth factor receptor binding; growth factor activity
Source: RefSeq, a predicted model, not a curated record